GCAGGUUAUAAACAACUUGUGAAAUGAGUGAUUUGGAAGAUGACGAGACACCCCAGCUUUCUGCCUACGCCUUAGCAGCUCUCCAGGAAUUUUAUGCUGAGCAAAAACAACAAAUUGACCUAGACGAGGAUGAUAAAUAUAACAUUGGAAUAAUAGAAGAGAAUUGGCAGUUGAGCCAGUUUUGGUAUAGUCAGGAGACUGCUCUGCGACUUGCACAGGAGGCAAUUGCAGCUGUAGGAGAAGGUGGCAGAAUCGCAUGUGUGAGUGCCCCUAGUGUUUACCAGAAACUCAGAGAGCUGUGCAGAGAAAACUUUACUGUAUAUAUCUUUGAAUAUGACAAAAGAUUUGCCAUGUAUGGAGAGGAGUUUAUUUUCUAUGAUUACAAUAAUCCAUUGGACUUACCCGAAAGAAUUGCUGCACAUAGUUUUGACAUCGUAAUAGCAGAUCCUCCCUAUCUUUCGGAGGAAUGUCUCAGAAAAACAUCAGAAACCAUCAAGUACCUGACACGGGGCAAGAUUCUGCUGUGCACAGGUGCCAUCAUGGAAGAACAGGCAGCAGAGCUCCUUGGAGUGAAGAUGUGCACCUUUGUUCCAAAACACACCCGGAACUUGGCAAAUGAGUUCCGCUGUUAUGUGAAUUAUGAUUCUGGGCUGGACUGUGGGAUCUAAUUACAGACGGUGACAUAACCAAGGAAGGAACCCUGUCACAUUCCCCUUUUUGUAUUUUCCUAGUAGAUUUAAAAUAUAUACUCUCUUCCCCUCCCCCCAAACUGGAGCCGACCUUGCCUGAUUUUCAAAAUAAAGUACAUGACCUUCA
Mandrillus leucophaeus (drill) is the source of this 816-nucleotide messenger RNA. It is a transcript of the gene EEF1AKMT1, whose product is annotated as N-6 adenine-specific DNA methyltransferase 2 (putative). Gene Ontology annotation, biological process: methylation. The record is from RefSeq and is a predicted model, not a curated record. The transcript is spliced from 4 exons. NCBI's taxonomy places the organism in Eukaryota, Metazoa, Chordata, Mammalia, Primates, Cercopithecidae. Gene Ontology annotation, molecular function: protein-lysine N-methyltransferase activity; nucleic acid binding. The coding region runs from base 24 to 668 and encodes 214 amino acids.